AUGGCGGCAGGAAAGCAAGAUGGCAUCGCGGCCAAUUGGCGUUGUUUUGUUGCUUGUGCUAUUGUGACUUUGUCUCCUUUCCAGUAUGGUGUUGACUUUGGAUUGAUUGGCGGAUUGCAAGCCAUGCCCGGUUUUCUCCAGGUAUAUGGAUACAGAGCACCGGAAACUGCCAUUGGCUGGAAUAUCUCCACCGUGCGCCAGCAGUUGAUCUCCUCCUUGAUGACGCUGGGAGCCUUUAUCAGCUCUGGAGCUGCGGGAUUUGCUGCUGCCAAGCUUGGACGGCGGCAGUGUCUUUGGCUUGCCUGCUUUCUCUGCUGUGUCGCCAACAUUAUCAUGAUGGCCACCACAGAUGUCGCAGCUUUAUAUGCUGGACGGCUAAUUAUUGGACUGGCAAAUGGCUACUUCAUGACAUUUUCUCAACUCUACAUCCAAGAGUGCAGCCCCGCCAAAUACCGUGGCCUUUUCUUAUCUGCCUUUCAAUUCUUUACCUCAUUCGGAACGCUCAUCGGGACUAUCAUUGACUGGGCUACCGCCAAACGACCCGACAAGUCUGCAUACCUUAUACCGCUUGGAAUUAUCUACAUCGUCCCCGCUUUCCUGACCCUGGCAAUGUUCUUCAUUCCGGAAAGUCCCCGUUGGCUCAUUUUACAAGGUCGACAUGAGGAUGGGAUCAAGUCACUCACGUGGCUCAGACCAGAUGGUGCUGACGUUGCUUCUGAAGCAAUUGUCAUUCGAACUGCGAUCGAGAAAGAACAGGAACUGAAGAGCUCGGUUGGAAUAUGGGAUAUGUUUCGAGAUCCGGUUAAUCGAAGGCGGACCACUCUCGCUGUUUGCGCCGUGACUUUGCAAGCAGCGUCAGGAUCCAUGUUCAUAAUCGCGUACAAAGCAUACUUUUUCGCCAUGGCGCAUGUUUCCAACGCAUUCGGCAUGAGCUGUGUCCUCAGUACGAUGGGAUUGUUAGCUAUCCUCAUUAAUUCCGUCAUCGUCGUUCGAUAUGGACGCCGCAGAGUCCUUCUGAUGAGCGGCCUUGUCGUCUGUGGGGUUCUCCAGCUCAUCAUUGCCAUCACGUACGACAAGAACCCUGGCACGAAGACCACGGGCAAAGUUUUGGUGGCGCUUGCUUGCUUAUACAUGAUGAGCUAUAAUGGAAUGAUUGCCACUUAUGCCUGGCUUUCUGGCGGCGAGCUUCCAACACAGCGCCUUCGAAGCUACACGUUUGGCCUUGCGGCCGCCAUCGGUUUUCUUGGCGCGUGGCUCACGACGUUUACGGCUCCAUAUUUCAUCAACCCUGCCUCCCUGGAUUGGGGUCCGCGGUACGGAUACAUAUGGGCCCCAUCCUGCGCAAUCGCGGCGCUAUGGGUAUUCUUCUUCCUUCCAGAGGUCAAAGGUCGAACCCUAGAAGAGAUUGAUGAGAUGUUCGAAACCAAGCUACCUGCACGCCAGUUCCGCAAAUAUAAGUGCGUCGGAAGCUCUGCCGUGUUGGAGGAAAAACUUGGUAGGAAGAAUACCGUCUGGGGGAAUGAGAAGGCCACGGCCGAAGCCACAGUCAGCACCGCAUAA
This is a messenger RNA of Rhinocladiella mackenziei CBS 650.93, 1560 nucleotides long. RefSeq lists its product as uncharacterized. Gene Ontology annotation, biological process: carbohydrate transport; transmembrane transport. The coding region runs from base 1 to 1560 and encodes 519 amino acids. Gene Ontology annotation, cellular component: membrane. The transcript has 7 exons. Lineage: Eukaryota; Fungi; Ascomycota; Eurotiomycetes; Chaetothyriales; Herpotrichiellaceae. The record is from RefSeq and is a predicted model, not a curated record. Gene Ontology annotation, molecular function: carbohydrate:proton symporter activity.